AAAGUUGAUUGCAAAGAGAAGGCCUUUCUCAUUCUUUUGCUCUUUUUAAGCAUUUUCAAAGAGAAAUCUAAUUUUAUCAUGAAAUUCACUGUGCAAACGAUAAGGAAAAUGCUUCCUAAGGAAUAUUUGCGAAAAUAUGUAGCCCAUCAAAUUUUCGACUCCAUGUAUUACUUCAAAAACCUGGUGCCUAAGAUGGAUGAGUACGUGUACAAAGACGGAACUACAAAAAGUUUAAUGAACCUUACAGGAACCCUUCCAGUGGUGUAUUCAGGCGAAACAUACAAUAUCCCCAUAUGUGUUUGGAUUGAGCCAAACUACCCCAAUUCUCCACCGAUGUGUUACGUGAAGCCAACACCUGAAAUGAUUAUUAUCAAAGGACAGUACAUAUCCAGUGAUGGUGAGGUCACAGUACCUUACUUGAAAGCUUGGAAGAAGAGUGACUGUGACUUAUCUAGCCUGCUGCAGUUGAUGGCCAUCAUGUUUGGAGAGUUUCCUCCAUUAGCAAUGCGUUCCCAUCAAGAACCUGAGCAAGCCUCAUGUUGGCUGCAGUUCAACAAAGAAGCAGAUGGGAGAUAUUGCGUGUCUUUACCCAAAGGAGAUGGCCAACCUUUCCAGCAUGAAAAUGAAACCAGUUGUUAGUCUUUUUGUAUAUAUCUGUACAAUUUGUGUAAAUAAAUAAAAAUAAUUAAUAGUGUUUUACUCAAUGAAAAAACAGACUUAAAACACAUCACCCUCUAACUGAAAAUCAAAACCAAAACAGCACAAUGUACAAUGUUAUCUGCUAAAAGUUCACAUAUAAACAUUAGGACAGUCUUUUAGGUCUUGUGGAAAUGACUUUUCUGACAGUAUUCUUGUUUCUUAUGUCCACCAUUUUCACACUGCCCUGAAUUACUUUACAACUUGCUGAUAAAAAACCUUGUUUGCACUGACUGGUGAUUUUACAUGGAACUUUGAACAGAGAAGUCACAUACAACCAAAUACAGCUCAUGCAUGUAAAUAUUCUUAUUUUAAUUUCAAAAACGUUUUGAGAGAAUGAAAAAAUAGAACUGCUCAAGCUGAUCGGCACAAAGUCUAAUGAAAUGGUUGCCUUAAGUUGUUUUUGUUUUGUUUUGUUGCUUUUUCAUCUUUAAUAUCCAAGUUACUUUGCUUGAAAUGUUUGGAACUUUUAACCACAACUUUUCAAAGACAUAAUAAGGAAUAUUUCUUUUAUUGGCGUAAAUAAAAUGCUCUAACAAAGAAA
Molecule: messenger RNA, 1240 nt
Organism: Poeciliopsis prolifica (blackstripe livebearer)
Lineage: Eukaryota; Metazoa; Chordata; Actinopteri; Cyprinodontiformes; Poeciliidae
Exons: 6
Coding region: 79-639 (186 amino acids)
Biological process (GO): protein modification process; endosome to lysosome transport; protein transport
Cellular component (GO): ESCRT I complex
Molecular function (GO): ubiquitin binding
Source: RefSeq, a predicted model, not a curated record